AACCUGCAUUCACUAGAUUCUUUUAUUUUUAUUUUUCACAUCUUCCUCUCCUAUAUAUAUGUAUAUGCUCCAUCAACAUGUAGCUUAAGAUCUGUAAUAUUUAUUUUCAUCAUCAUAAAAAUAGGUUUCCUCCAAAUUAUGAGCUGCUUUUCCGAAAUGAUUCUUGAACAAGAUUUGACGAUAUCGAAUGAGGCUGUUUUGGAAAGCCCUCAACUUGUAACGAACAGCUCGAAAAAGAGGCGAAUAACAUCAAAAUCAGGUCCCAAACAAAACGAAGAAAACAAAGUAAGCGAUGAGCUGAGGAAAACUACGCAUAGAGAAAUUGAGAGGCAAAGAAGGCAAGAAAUGUCUACUCUUUACGCCUCACUUCGAGAACUUCUCCCUCUUGAAUACAUCAAGGGGAAACGGUCGGUCUCUGAUCACAUGCACGAGGCUGCAAGUUACAUAAAGGAUAUGGAGAAGAAGAUAGAGGAAUUGCAGUUGCGGAGAGAUGAGCUGAAAAAUGCAUCGGCUUCAAAUACUACUUUUGAUCUGCCAAAUUUUGUAACGGUGAAUUGUUGUUGUGAUGGGCUUGAGAUUUUGAUCAACUGUGGUGUCAAAGAGGGUUAUGGAUUUUCCCUAUCAAGAGUGAUUGUGGAAUUGACUCACAACGGACUCGAUGUAGUCACCUGCAUUUCAAACAAAGUGAAUGGCAGAUUCUUGUACAAAAUCCAUACUCAGGUAACUCUAUUAUCGUACACUAUAUAUUUUAUUUUUACAUUUUUUCAUUUCUGGGAAUCAUCGAUUUGCAGGUAAAUGCUUUGGCAUAUAUUAAUCUGGCUGAGCUGCAGCAGAGGCUCACGUAUGAGAUCAAUUAAUAGUCGUUGAAUCUUUUGGGGAUCAAUUUUGACUUUUGUGGCAAGAUCAAUCGAAAUUUGCUUGGGGUUCUCUAAAUAGUCUGCUGGAGGUAAAUAUUUGGAUGUUUGGGUUUUUAUUAAUUUGGAGUUCUUAGUGGAAAUUAAGUUCGAUUGAAUCGUCGUCGAUCAAGAAUGUGUUAGUACAGCUUGUAAGAAAUAUAUCUUCAUAUUGUACAUAAAAAAUUUGUACUAAAAAUAUUUAAUCAUCUUUGCCCUAGUCUCAAUAGAAACCUUGGAAGAUGAGGCAUUUCAGCGA
This is a messenger RNA of Salvia miltiorrhiza (redroot sage), 1152 nucleotides long. RefSeq names its product transcription factor bHLH36-like. Gene Ontology annotation, molecular function: RNA polymerase II transcription regulatory region sequence-specific DNA binding; DNA-binding transcription factor activity, RNA polymerase II-specific; protein dimerization activity. Lineage: Eukaryota; Viridiplantae; Streptophyta; Magnoliopsida; Lamiales; Lamiaceae. Gene Ontology annotation, cellular component: RNA polymerase II transcription regulator complex. Gene Ontology annotation, biological process: regulation of transcription by RNA polymerase II. The transcript is spliced from 2 exons. The record is from RefSeq and is a predicted model, not a curated record. Bases 139 to 795 code for a protein of 218 amino acids.